GCGCCGGGGGCGCGCGCGCGCGCGCUGGGCGCUGCUGGGCUGCGGCGGCGGCGGCGGCGGCGGCGGCGGCGGCGGUUACUAUGGCGGAGUCGGCCGGAGCCUCCUCCUUCUUCCCCCUCGUCGUCCUGCUGCUCGCGGGCAGCGGCGGGUCCGGGCCCCGGGGGAUCCAGGCUCUGCUGUGUACGUGCACCAGCUGCCUACAGGCCAACUACACGUGUGAAACAGAUGGGGCCUGCAUGGUUUCCAUCUUCAACCUGGAUGGGAUGGAGCACCACGUGCGCACCUGCAUCCCCAAAGUGGAGCUAGUCCCCGCUGGAAAGCCCUUCUACUGCCUGAGCUCCGAGGAUCUGCGCAACACCCACUGCUGCUACACCGACUUCUGCAACAAGAUUGACCUGAGGGUGCCCAGUGGUCAUCUCAAGGAGCCUGAGCACCCUUCCAUGUGGGGCCCCGUGGAGCUGGUCGGCAUCAUUGCGGGCCCAGUGUUCCUCCUGUUUCUCAUCAUCAUCAUUGUUUUCCUUGUCAUUAACUAUCAUCAGCGUGUCUAUCACAACCGCCAGAGGCUGGACAUGGAGGAUCCCUCAUGUGAGAUGUGUCUUUCCAAAGACAAGACGCUCCAGGAUCUUGUCUACGAUCUCUCCACGUCGGGGUCUGGCUCAGGGUUACCCCUUUUUGUCCAGCGUACCGUUGCCCGAACCAUCGUUUUACAGGAGAUUAUUGGCAAGGGCCGGUUUGGAGAAGUGUGGCGUGGCCGCUGGAGGGGUGGUGACGUGGCUGUGAAAAUUUUCUCUUCUCGUGAAGAACGGUCUUGGUUCCGGGAAGCAGAGAUCUACCAGACAGUCAUGCUGCGCCAUGAAAACAUCCUUGGAUUUAUUGCUGCUGACAAUAAAGAUAAUGGCACCUGGACCCAGCUGUGGCUCGUCUCGGACUAUCACGAGCAUGGCUCCCUGUUUGAUUAUCUUAACCGGUACACAGUGACAAUUGAGGGGAUGAUUAAGCUGGCCUUGUCUGCUGCCAGUGGGCUGGCACACCUGCACAUGGAGAUUGUGGGCACCCAAGGGAAGCCUGGAAUUGCUCAUCGAGACUUAAAGUCGAAGAACAUCCUGGUGAAGAAAAACGGCAUGUGCGCCAUCGCAGACCUGGGCCUGGCUGUCCGGCACGAUGCGGUCACUGACACCAUUGACAUUGCCCCAAAUCAGAGGGUGGGGACCAAACGAUACAUGGCCCCUGAAGUACUUGAUGAAACCAUUAACAUGAAGCACUUUGACUCCUUUAAAUGUGCUGAUAUCUAUGCCCUCGGGCUUGUAUAUUGGGAGAUUGCCCGAAGAUGCAAUUCUGGAGGAGUCCAUGAAGAAUAUCAGCUGCCAUAUUACGACUUAGUGCCCUCUGACCCUUCCAUUGAGGAAAUGCGAAAGGUCGUAUGCGACCAGAAGCUACGUCCCAACAUCCCCAACUGGUGGCAGAGUUAUGAGGCGCUACGAGUGAUGGGGAAGAUGAUGCGGGAGUGUUGGUACGCCAACGGCGCCGCCCGCCUCACCGCUCUGCGCAUCAAGAAGACCCUCUCCCAGCUCAGCGUGCAGGAAGACGUGAAGAUCUAACCCUGCUUGCCUCCCCCGACAUGCAACCCUGGGCAGCGAGGACUACACACACAGCUGCCAUGUUGAGCGUACGAUGGAGGCCUACCUCUCGUUUCUGCCCAGCCCUCUGGCCAGAAGCCCUGGCCCGCAAGAGGGACAGAGCCCGGGAGACCCACCCCUCCCACAUUGGGUUUGAGACACAGACACCUUUUAUAUUUACCUCCUAAUGGCAUGGAGACUCUGAGAGCGAAUGGUAUAGAGAACUCAGUGCCACAACUCGAACUGGUUGUAGUAGGAAGUCCUGCAAAGCCCGGUGCAUCUGGCGUGUAGCCAGGAGUGGUGACCGGGUGGCCUGGGAGGGCCCAGGCGAAGCCGAGUGUCGCCCGUGCUAAGCAGCACGGAGCGCUUUCCUCCAGGGACCAACCUCAGCACACCAAGGUGGCCCCGAGGAAGCAGAAGCGCAGCCCCUCUCGCAGGCAGCUCUGGGCCCCGUGCUCCGCCCUCACGGACAUCCAGAGGGACUGCCAAUGGACAGAAUCUGCUGCCUGUCUGUCCAGCGUGUGUGCAUGUGCCGAGGUGCGUCCCCUGUUGUGCCUGGUCAUGCCACGCCCUUACGUGUGUGUGUGUGUGUGUGUGUGUGUGUGUCUGUCGGUGCGUACUUCCCUGCUUGAGCUUUCUGUGCAUGUGCAGGUCUGGGGUGUGGUUGUCAUGCCGUCUCUGCGUGCUGGUGCCUCUGUUCAGUCGUGAGCAGUGUCUCGUGUCCUGGUGCCCUCCCUGUCCCCUCCCCCUGGAAUCUUGAGCCACGGUGGUCCUUCCUUCCCAGCAGGCUACUCUGCCCACCUUGUGUCAACACCACUCUCCUCUGUUUCAGACGGUGGAACCAAAGAUGCCUCGGUUGUCCAUGGCAGGCGAGGCUUUUGGGUCCAAACGUGAGGGAGGGGUGGGCUGGGCAGGGAAAGCAUCCUGGCGGAAGUCUCGGGUGUUGUGGGCAGCGGCAACCGUGGGAAAUGAGCCAGCCCAGGGCACCCUCAGCAGCAUCGAGGAAGGGCCAAGGAAUUUGAAGCCCAGAUCUUGGGACUCAGAUUGGAAUGUCACAUCUGUCUUUCAUAUCCCAGAUUCUGGAAACAGCAGUGUAUAUUUUUGGUGGUGGUGGGUUUAGGGUGGGAAAAGGAAAGGGGGGCAAGAAGUGGGGAGGGAGUGGGGGUGGGAGGGAGGCAUCUGCAUGGGUCUUUUACUGGAUUCUCUGAUCACGGUGGAGGGAAGAUGUGAGGCUUGCACCCACUUUAGGGGCCUACUAAAGGGAACAGCCUGAGCCAAACCUGAUAUUUAACCUGAGUGUAGUAUUUAACGACGUCUAGAAGCACGGUUGUGGGUGGUGGUUUGGUCAGCAUAUCUUAGGUAUAUAAUAACUUUGAAGCCAUAACUUUUAACUGGAGUGGUUUUUUUUGUUUUUUGUUUUUUGUUUUUGUUUUUAAUUUUAUUGGGAGGGUCUGGAUUUUAACUUUUUUUAAUAUUAUUAAGUUUUUAUAAAAGGAAAACCAUCUCUGUGAUAAUUACCUCUCAAUCUCUUUGUUUUUAAAGAAAUCCCUACAAAAACAACCACAAAAAAAAAUGCUCCAAUCAAACGCACAUAGCUCAAUCACACUGGAAAUGUCUGUCCUUGCACCUGAGCCUAUUCCCCCUCCGCAGUGAGAGGCCCUCCUUGCCCUGGGGGUUAGUCUCUCUUGCACUCUGCCCAUCCCCCCAAUUCCAUGAAUGGUGUUUGCGCUAGGGCCCUGUCUUUUGUGCAUUGUCCCGCUGGUCGCACCUUCUCCCCCAGGCAUUUACUCAACAAAAGUUUGUUGAGUGAAUGCUGGGUGCCAGGCAUUGCACUAGGCGCCAGGAAUACAGCUGUGAACAAGACAGGCUUGGGUCCUAUUCUUGGAGCACUGAAGAAGGAGCUGAUCCAAGUUAAUGGGUGCCUGUUUUGAGACCAGAAGUUUUCCUAACAGUACUUGGUUCUGAGAGCCUUUUGAGCCUGGAGUGAUUGCUGUUACAGAAGACCACCGAGGAGCAAGGAUGCCCCCCACGCCAAAGAGACCGGUGGUGGGCAUGAGAGACCCAAUCACUGCACUCAUUAUGAGCCCCCUUUCUGUCCCCAGGGAGCAUAUUUUGGAUGCAGCCUCAGAGCACCCCUGCCUCCAGCCCAGCGAUUCUCUGCCAAAGCUUGUGGAGGAGGGGGAAAGCCCUCUCCCUGCUUACAUGUCUCCCCCGUGCCCCUGGCCUUCCUAUUUAUUUUCCUGAUGUAUUGCCUCUUUCCUUGUGUUAAAGGAGAUCUUCCCCUAACCCUUUGGGCCAAUUUACUGGCUACAGAUUAAUUUUCCUUGAAUACCAAUUGUGUCAUCAGGGGAACCUUUCCCCACUCCUGCGGGCCCCCCACCUCUCCGCCCUGCAGCAGAACCUGGCGGUUUCUAGGUGGUAAUGGGACUUAGACUCCCUGUGCUCGUCACAAUCAGCCUCUGGGGUCUGCCAGUACUCCUCAACCCAGGGACUCCCAAGCCACUAGCCCACUCCCCAGGUGGUCCCUCUGUCCCAACCAUACAGUCCAGUUCCUCCACCCCGGGGAAUACUGAGCAGUUUUUUGGGAAGCUUCCACCCUCACCCCCGUCACUCUUGACACCAAGAGUUAGGAGUUAGAGUUGGGGAGAAACUACAGCCUGAAGCCGUGGUGUUUGGCCCCGUGAGGCUAACCCUGAUCUUAGGGCUACUGCACCUCCGGAUUCUGGGUUCACAGACCAAGUCCAAGCCCGUUCUUAAGUCGCCAUCAAGGCCCCUGAACGGCAUUCUCGGUACUUUUGUUUGUUUUUGUACAUUUUAUUAGAAAGGACUGUAAAAUAGCCACUUAGACACUUUACCUCUUCAGUAUGCAAAUGUAAAUAAGUUGUAAUAUAGGAAAUCUUUUGUUUUAAUAUAAGAAUGAGCCUGUCCAAUUUCUGCUGUACAUUAUUAAAGUUUUAUUCACAGAA
Molecule: messenger RNA, 4582 nt
Organism: Rhinolophus ferrumequinum (greater horseshoe bat)
Lineage: Eukaryota; Metazoa; Chordata; Mammalia; Chiroptera; Rhinolophidae
Gene: ACVR1B
Product: activin A receptor type 1B
Exons: 9
Coding region: 81-1598 (505 amino acids)
Biological process (GO): cellular response to growth factor stimulus; activin receptor signaling pathway; nervous system development
Cellular component (GO): activin receptor complex; plasma membrane
Molecular function (GO): activin binding; activin receptor activity, type I; ATP binding
Source: RefSeq, a predicted model, not a curated record